This is a messenger RNA of Xenopus laevis (African clawed frog), 2530 nucleotides long. RefSeq names its product sodium/potassium/calcium exchanger 3 (gene slc24a3.S). Lineage: Eukaryota; Metazoa; Chordata; Amphibia; Anura; Pipidae. Bases 407 to 2458 code for a protein of 683 amino acids. Gene Ontology annotation, biological process: calcium ion transmembrane transport; potassium ion transmembrane transport; intracellular calcium ion homeostasis. The transcript has 17 exons. The record is from RefSeq and is a predicted model, not a curated record. Gene Ontology annotation, cellular component: plasma membrane; cell periphery; membrane. Gene Ontology annotation, molecular function: calcium, potassium:sodium antiporter activity; calcium channel activity.
AUCCUGCUCGACCAGUCCCAGCACCUCCUCAUAGGAACUGCGCGGAAAUAAAUAUAUAAAUGUGGGAGGAGGUUGGGAAACAGGGAGGAGGGACUGGAGUCUGAGGAAUUAGAAAGCGAAGUUUCCCCAGUCAGAGCUCUGUGUGACUCUACUAGUUGUGUGUGUGUGUGAGUACAAGUGUGUGAGUGUGUGGUCCUCUCUCUCUCUCUCUCUGCUGUGUCACUGCAUCCAGUCCCAGUCAGUGCAAGCAGCCAGUCCUGUGCUCAAUGGCUGUGCAUCACAAUAGCGCCCCUCACUCCCCCUGACACCUCAUCUGACCAUGGAUUAACCCCGGACUGGCUGGAAAAGAAGCAGAAUACUGAGGAAACAACGCUGUUCAGUUGUUUGCACAGUGGGAAGCGCUAACAUGACUAAAGUAGCGCCGUGCGCGGAUAUGGCAAAGUACAAGGGGGUCGUGCUUGGUGCUUUGAAUGAGGGAGAGCAGCGGCUGUACUCUGCCCACACAAGGCUGCUGCCUGCCAGGCAAUGGACGGGCCGAACUCGCAGGAAAAGGAAGGAGCUUAUCUUGGGGCAAUUGUGUUUUAUGGGCUGCCUCUUGCUCAUUGGCUCGUCUUUCUCCCACUGGACCGAGGCAUCUGGCUACAAUAGUGUUGACUAUUUUGACAAUGACCUAAGCAAUGCAAUAGAAACCAAUGAAAAGUGGAGUGGACGUGGGAUACUCUGGUCAAGUGAUGAAAAUGUAACUGAAGACCAAAUAGAGACCAAACAUCGCAAGAAUUGCACAGAGCCAGCUCUUCAUGAAUUUCCCACAGACAUAUUCUCAAACGAGGAAAGGAGACACGGGGCAGUCAUCCUACAUAUGUUAUUUGCAAUGUACAUGUUCUAUGCACUUGCUAUUGUCUGUGAUGACUUCUUUGUCCCAUCGUUGGAAAAGAUCUCUGAAAGGUUACAACUAAGUGAAGAUGUGGCAGGAGCUACUUUCAUGGCAGCUGGCAGUUCUGCCCCAGAGCUUUUUACAUCUGUAAUAGGGGUAUUUAUCACAAAGGGAGACGUGGGUGUCGGAACUAUUGUUGGCUCAGCUGUUUUCAAUAUCCUCUGUAUAAUUGGAGUCUGUGGGCUGUUUGCAGGACAGGUUGUUAUGCUCUCGUCCUGGUGUUUGCUGCGGGAUGCCACUUAUUAUACUCUGUCUGUUGUCGCUCUCAUUGUGUUCAUUUAUGAUGAAAAGAUUUCCUGGUGGGAAUCCCUGAUCCUUGUCAUGAUGUACGCUGUUUACAUUCUCAUAAUGAAGUACAAUUCCCCUAUACACCAGUUCUUUGAAAGGAGGAAAAAAGGUGCAGCCAACUUGGCAAAUGGUUUGGCUACUAAUUCAGAACUAGACGACAGUGUCCACUGUGAAGCAACUAUGGUGCUCCUCAACAAAGGAAAUUGUCAUCGCAAAACUUCAGUCAUAAUGGUGGAUGAAUUGCUCUCUGCGUAUCCACACCAGCUCUCCUUCUCUGAGGCCGGGCUGAGGAUCAUGAUAACGGAUAAAUUUCCCCCCAAAACCAGACUUUCGAUGGCCAGCCGCAUGCUUAUAAACGAGAGGCAGAGAUUAAUAAACAGCCGCUCAUUUGCCAAUGGGGAAUCAGAGGUGUCUAUCAAGAUUCCAAUCAAGUAUGCCGUGGAGAACGGAACAGGACCGGGGAACUCUACAGAGAGAAACGGGAACAGCAACAGAAGAGAUGAAAUAGUGGCUGGCAAUGAGACUGAGAAUGAGAACGAAGACAACGAAAAUAAUGAGAAUGAUGAAGAGGAAGAAGAAGAGGAAGAUGAUAAUGACGGACCUUUCACCCCAUUUGAAGUUCCAUCUGGGAAAGCAAACAAGGCAAAAUGGGUGGUGACGUGGCCCCUGUGUUUUCUCAUGUACUUCACUGUGCCCAACUGUGCAAAACCGCGCUGGGAGAAGUGGUUUAUGGUGACUUUUGCCUCGUCUUCUUUGUGGAUCGCAGGUCUCUCUUAUGUGAUGGUCUGGAUGGUCACUAUAAUUGGGUUUACUUUGGGAAUACCAGAUGUGAUCAUGGGAAUUACCUUCCUAGCUGCUGGCACGAGUGUCCCCGACUGUAUGGCAAGCUUGAUCGUAGCAAGACAAGGUAUGGGAGAUAUGGCUGUAUCCAAUUCCAUUGGAAGUAACGUGUUUGACAUCCUGAUUGGGCUGGGCCUUCCUUGGGCAUUACAGACUCUUGCAGUGGACUAUGGCUCAUAUAUCCAGCUUAACAGCAGGGGACUCAUAUAUUCUGUUGCUUUACUGCUGGCAUCAUUGUUUGUUACGGUGUGUGGUAUUCGCUUAAACAAGUGGAGGCUGGAUAGGAAGCUGGGCAUCGCUUGUCUGCUGCUCUACAGCAUCUUUCUGUGUAUCUCCAUUCUGACGGAGUUCAAUGUCUUCACCUUUGUGAAUCUGCCCAUGUGUCAGGGGAACUGAUGGGCUCAGAAGAACAGAUCCAGACCUCACUCACCUUUACUGUGCAAUACAAAGACCCCACACCCAUCUUAA